CUUGUCAAUUUUUUAAUGACUUACAAAUUAAGAGUUUCAUAACAUAAAUUCGUUAUAGCAGGAGUGUCAAAUACUCAACCUAAUGGUUUUGGCGCUUCACACUUUAAUUUGUCUCGGCAAACUUCUGAACAGCUGAUCGAGCUCGGCAGUUUUUUACAAAUAUCAGCAAUUUAUUAUGACGAACAUUCAGCAAAUAUAUCGAUCUACCGUAAACCAGCAGAUAUUGACAUUUUGUUUGCCGAAGUUCUUGAAAAUUGUGCCGAAAACUAGUAGAGUAUUUUGCUGAAUUUCUCAGCUGUUGUUUUCCCGGCAAUAAAAUCUAAGUGUGUUGGUUUAGUUUUGUUGCACCUCGUCCAAUUCAGAAUAUCAUUCUCAAAUAGUCACUGGUAUUCUGUUCUGUGACAGGGUUAUUCUUAUUUUCAUUUUGAUUUGGUGGUGGAUGAUAUUUUGAGCCCUGUUACAGAGAAUGAGUCGGGUGGACUCGCCACUGUAUUCCAAAUGACACGUGUUUUUGUUGAAGCAGUCUUUUGAUUGGAUCUAAAUCAACUCUGCUCUUUAAUCUUUUUGAAGACAAUGUAAAACUUUUCACGGGAAAGAUUUUCUACACGGAUUUCGAAGAUUUAAUACAAAAAUAUUGGUGUUUACGCAACUUUAAUUCACGUUGAUUCUGUGGAAACCCGUCAAACAAACAAUUUCAGCUUGAUUGCUUGAAUCACAAGAAGACUUUUGAUUAUGGCCGACGAAGAGGACGAGUUCCUCAUAGACACGUUGGGGUCGGCUUUAGAGAAAAGCAUACAAACAGCACAAUUACCAGAACCAGAAUCAUCAAAUGAUGCAUCAAAUGAAUCAACGACGGUGGCGAACAUGACUUCAGAGGAAACCGAGCAACUGGAACCUGCUCCACAACCGGCGACUUGUACGAAGGAAAUCGUUCAAAUAGAAACUAAUGCACAACCUGCUCCACAAUCGGCGACUUGUACGGAAGAGACCGCCCAAGAUUUGAUUAAUCCACGGCCUGCAGAUCGCCGUAAAAACCGUAGAAAGAGAUUGAAAAACCACAUACCACAAUUGGAUCGCGUCCUCGUCGGAAAGCGUCGAAAAACCAAUAGAUUAGCAGCGCUUACAAAUACUCGUGUAAAACCUUACGCGUUCAGAUUACCAGUGUGUAAUCACAAAGCACCAGAUUUCGUUGGUCAUCGCACCACAACUAGUGGGAAAUUGAAUCCGAAUGGUUUCUUCCGAGUGACUUCUUGGAAUAAAGGGAUGGACAACCAGACGCUGUUGUUGAGAAAAUUUAAUUGGAAGACGGGUCAGUUUCAGGAUCAAGAUCCAUUGUUAAAGCUAGGAAGUAAUCUGCCACAAUAACAGUUAACGCUUUAUAAAGAUAAAUCUUGUUGCUAAUAAAUUUCUCCAAUCCCAUGAAACAUGUUCUGGGGUACUUCCGUA
This is a messenger RNA of Wyeomyia smithii (pitcher-plant mosquito), 1446 nucleotides long. RefSeq lists its product as uncharacterized. The transcript has 2 exons. The record is from RefSeq and is a predicted model, not a curated record. Lineage: Eukaryota; Metazoa; Arthropoda; Insecta; Diptera; Culicidae. Bases 733 to 1365 code for a protein of 210 amino acids.